Saitoella complicata NRRL Y-17804 is the source of this 1712-nucleotide messenger RNA. Its product is annotated as zf-C2HC5-domain-containing protein. Gene Ontology annotation, cellular component: nucleus. The transcript is spliced from 4 exons. Gene Ontology annotation, molecular function: zinc ion binding. The coding region runs from base 23 to 1606 and encodes 527 amino acids. The record is from RefSeq and is a predicted model, not a curated record. NCBI's taxonomy places the organism in Eukaryota, Fungi, Ascomycota, Saitoellomycetes, Saitoellales, Saitoellaceae. Gene Ontology annotation, biological process: regulation of DNA-templated transcription.
UCGAGCUCGGCAACACCGAACGAUGAGCAACCUCGAUUCAUGGGCCGUGUUGCGGAUACAAGCCAUUCUUCCGUUGGAUACAGAAAGUUUACAACAGGUUGUCGCUUAUGCUAAUUCGCUUGAUUCGCCCGAAGAUGUAGCGAAUCACUUCAAGGGCAUGCUUGGAGAUGAUUCAGAUAGCUUGGACUUUAUUUCACAGUAUAAUGCGAGACGGUGGCCGCCGGCUGAUCCGGCGAGGGUGCCGAAGAGGGAGGCGACGAAGGGUUCUACUACGCCGAGCAGGGCACAGACACCGGUAAUAAGAGAACCAUCAAAGCCCAAAGCGUUAACGAAGGAAGAUCUGGCGAAGGCGUUUGGUGGGGGCGGAAGUGUGUACAUGAAGGGCCAGGAGGAUGAGGAUUACUUCGGCGGAAGAGGAAAAGCGAAGGCUAAGCAGCAGUCCAUCGCACCCGGACGACCACUUGAUCCUGCACCAGAACAAGUCUCGAAACCGGCGGUGAAAACGAACCAGGGUGGGUUGAUGACGUCGGAUCUACUUGCGCCAAAGAAGAAGAAGACUCCUGCGACAUCGACGUCGACAUCAGCGGGGUUCAGUCCGAAUGCUUCCUCCGCACAUCUCUCCUCGCUUGCGGAGAUUGACUCAGCCUUGCGACUUCUUGACCUAGCCGACGACCGGAAGAAGAGGAAGAGACGGCCAUGUAACUGUCAAGCAAUCCUGCAUCCGCUCUUCAUGGCUGCUCCAAACUGCCUGAAUUGUGGUAAGAUCAUCUGUGCAGCGGAGGGAAUUGGACCGUGUACGUUUUGUGGUGUCGAUGUGUUGAGCAAGGAGCAGCAGUUGGAGCUGGUGAACGAAUUACGGAAGGAGAAGGGACAGUUGAAGAUGCAAGCGGAUCAGAAGAAGAAAGUACGGACUGGGCAGGUACAGAGGGGAUAUGCGUCCCAUGCUGGUGGAUCAGUACACGUACCAGACGAGGCGGAGGCGGAAAUGGAGGCGAAGCGCCUUGCGGCUGAAGAAAGAAAGGAGACGUUGUUAGGCUACGACAGGAACUCCGUACGGAGAACUCACAUCAUUGACGAGGCAUCGGAUUUUGAUAUGCCCCAGAUAGACAAAUGGGCAAGUCCAGCAGAACGUGCUCUAGCUCUGAGGAAGCAGCAGAAGGCGCUCGAAGCGAUGAGCAAACAGAAGCGUAAGGUCAUGGCUAUCGACCUGUCCGGUCGUAGAGCCCAUGUCACUUAUGACGAGGAGAGCGAACCGGAGGCUGAAAAUCAAUUCGCGGAAGAAGAGGCUGCGAUUGCACAAGAUAAAGCAGAAAUGGAGCGCGCAAAGGAAGAACGUCUUGGUGGAGGCGCGUUCGCACAAAACCCUCUUCUCAAGAAGUACGCGCGACCAAAAUACAUCCCACCAAAGGGGAAGGGUAAGGCUGGGGAGACCGAUCAUUCAGCUACGUGGAGUAAGUUGGGAAAGAAAUUGGGAACUGGUGGGUGGAAGAGAGUUCAGGAUGACGAUGCGGAUAGAGAGGCUAUGCAGGAGCAGUUGAUUCUUGGGGCGGGAGCGAUUGAUGGGGAGCCAGGGCGGGAGGAGCCAUCGAGUUCGAGGAAAGCAUGAUAAAGCAGAUUUAGAUCUGGCUGAUUGGCCGGUUCGUGCAGAUAGGAUGCAACUGGCAUUUGACUGCUUCCUGGGCUUUGACAGCGAGAAAUAAUAGACAGUUGAC